UCAAUAUUGGAAUUCUAAAUUAGUGUAAAUAUUUAUCUCCAUUCCUUCCCUACAUCUAAAUUAUUUCGUAUCAAAAUUCAGAGUUAUAAUGGCGUACGACUACGAAAAACUGUUCCUGGUUGAGGUGUUUGUCGACAGCGUGUACAUCUCCACCUCCAGCCUAGACUUGGAUGUCGACACCAAGUCCAAGCUACGAGAGACUUGUAUUAUGUUCCAGUUCCUAGACAAUCCUCCACUGAUGUUGUGCGAAGAGGAUUUCUACAAGUCUCCGCCACGCCGCAGCACCUCCGACGAUCUCGAGAUUCCCUUCAAGAGCGGCAAAUCAUGCAUGUUCUCACUCAGCUCCGAAAAUAUACCCUCCAACUUCUACGUCCACGUAAAGGUACUGAGGAAACUCGAAGACAGAUCAACGAGCAAAAUCAUGAUCGGAACUUCCAUAAUCGACCUCGACCGUAGUUUCGCGGCAAUCUUAAAAUCCAGCGCAGAUUCAGACCUUCCAGUGGCGAAGACGGACCAUGGAACAUACGAGUUGUUGGACGAGAGCAUCAAAAAGAUCGGAGCGAUCUCAGUACUCGUACGACUCUCGUGUUUCGGUCCGCUGAUCGUGACGCAGUUCCAAGUGGGCGCCAAGGACGCGUUCAUGUUCAAAGGAACGGAAGCUAAGGAAGUCGUGGAGAUCCCCGGGGAUACGACUAAAAGACCGAAGAUCGAGGUGGACCCGAACUACGUACCUCCACGACAACCCACUCCUGAUCAACUUAGCCCGUACGGUGAUUGGGUUGACCGACCCAUCAUGAACCCGAUGUGUUACCCUCCAGCACUCCUCCCUCCACCACCACCACCACAGCCAGAGGAGCCGGGGAACUACAAGGAGAUAGUGGCGGAGAUCCGAGGACACUCGCUGCACAUCCGGGUCCCCAUGAGGUCCAAGAAGGAGAAAGAGUUGAGCAAGAAGCGACUGACCGAGGAGACGGAACUCCCGGAAUGUCCGUUCGCGCCGAAACUGAAUCUGUGCGAUUGUGAUUAUCCAGUGCCUCCUGAAGCGAUUCCUCGAUGUCCUCCGCGAUGCUGUUGAUACAAUGCCACCGUGAUCAUGUAACCGUCGUCAUUGCACUAGUCAACAAUAAAAUUGAGUAAAAA
Messenger RNA from Macrosteles quadrilineatus (aster leafhopper), 1140 nucleotides. RefSeq lists its product as uncharacterized. Lineage: Eukaryota; Metazoa; Arthropoda; Insecta; Hemiptera; Cicadellidae. Gene Ontology annotation, molecular function: microtubule binding. Gene Ontology annotation, cellular component: midbody; cytoplasmic microtubule; mitotic spindle pole. Gene Ontology annotation, biological process: mitotic spindle midzone assembly; positive regulation of cytokinesis; cytoplasmic microtubule organization. Bases 89 to 1075 code for a protein of 328 amino acids. The transcript has 2 exons. The record is from RefSeq and is a predicted model, not a curated record.